AUGAAAAGAACAACAACAGAGACCAGUGAAGCUCACUACGAUGUGGAAUCUCCUUGCGAGAAACAAGAAUUUUCCGACAUUGGUUCCGAAACAGAGGAGGAGCUUAUCAUCUUCGACGGCGGAGAAGAUUUCACGAUCUGCGACAUCCUCGAAGCUCCCGGAGAAGUCAUCGGAAAAUCAAGCUACGGAACAUUGUACAAGGCGUCGUUGCAGAGAAGUGGGAAAGUUAGGGUUCUUAGGUUCCUUCGACCUACCUGUGCAGUGAGCUCAGAUUCCAAGGAGUUUGAUGGCGUCAUCGAGUCGCUAGGAUUUGUGAGACAUGACAAUUUGGUUCCUCUGUUAGGGUUCUAUGUUGGGAUGAGAGGAGAGAAGCUUAUGGUCCAUCCCUUCUUCGGUUCCGGGAAUCUUUCCGAAAAAUGCGGGAAAGCCGGAAAAGAUGAAAGGAACAAACUUUUAGUUUUUCGACCAAAAGACAUCGACAUCAGUUAA
This is a messenger RNA of Thlaspi arvense, 489 nucleotides long. NCBI's taxonomy places the organism in Eukaryota, Viridiplantae, Streptophyta, Magnoliopsida, Brassicales, Brassicaceae. The record is from the annotation of a GenBank genome assembly.